Messenger RNA from Arachis stenosperma, 1843 nucleotides. RefSeq names its product probable protein phosphatase 2C 76. The record is from RefSeq and is a predicted model, not a curated record. Gene Ontology annotation, cellular component: nucleus; cytosol. The coding region runs from base 364 to 1566 and encodes 400 amino acids. The transcript has 9 exons. Lineage: Eukaryota; Viridiplantae; Streptophyta; Magnoliopsida; Fabales; Fabaceae. Gene Ontology annotation, biological process: protein dephosphorylation. Gene Ontology annotation, molecular function: protein serine/threonine phosphatase activity; cation binding.
CCUUUUUUUUCUCUGUCCCUUUUGCCAAAUCUCUAUUCACUCUUCUGUUAAAAACUUGAAACUCUUCUCUCUUUCUCUUUUUAGGGUUUCAUUUUUAGGAUUCCACUUUCUAGAUUCCAACUGCAGAUACCAUCUGCACUCGAUUCUUCUCCCCAACCUUUUACGUGUUCCUGAUUCUUGAUCCCCACUGGCCGCCACAUUUUCCUGCUUAAUUCGAUCUGAUCCUUUUCAUCUCGGAUCCAAAAAACCGAACCAUCAGCACCUGUUUUCGCACUUUUAUCGCAGUAUCGCAUUCAAUUUUUUCUUAGAAUCGAUGUUGCAUUAGCUUAGAGAGUUGAACGUUCUACCAGGUUGGUCGUUUAGAUGGUAUGCAGCAGUUGUGUAAGGUCUUUGGUUGUUCAAGCUGGAACCUUUGCCAAACGAGUGAGAAUAAACAACACUAGGAGGAGUUUGCAAGCUGUCCCUAGUAUUUCUUAUUCGACUACUCGUCAAUUUAAGACAUUCACAGUGAUGAUGGUGGAUACGGGUUCCGUGUCAAGAAGUGCUGGUUCCCUUGUGGAUAUGAUGCCAGAGAAAGAUGAUGAUGGCCGGUUUGCAAGUGGAGGGUGGAAAAGUGAGGAUGGAAGGCUUAGCUGUGGGUAUUCAAGCUUCAGAGGAAAAAGAGUAACGAUGGAGGAUUUUUAUGAUAUUAAAACAUUGAAGAUUGGUGGUCAUUCAGUAUGUUUAUUUGGAAUAUUUGAUGGUCAUGGUGGUUCUCGUGCUGCAGAGUAUUUGAAAGAGCAUCUCUUUGAUAAUCUCAUGAAGCAUCCAAAAUUUUUUACUGAUGCCAAAUUGGCUAUAAGUGAAACGUAUCAAGGGACUGAUUCUCAAUUUCUGGAUUCUGAAAAAGAUACUUUCCGGGAUGAUGGCUCUACUGCUUCAACCGCUGUUUUGAUUGAUAACCAUCUCUAUGUUGCUAAUGUUGGAGAUUCUAGGACUAUAAUAUCGAAGGCUGGUAAAGCAAUUGCUCUCUCCGAGGAUCAUAAGCCAAACAGAAGUGAUGAACGGAAGAGAAUUGAGAAUGCUGGGGGUGUUGUCAUGUGGGCAGGUACUUGGAGGGUAGGAGGUGUCCUAGCAAUGUCUCGCGCCUUUGGCAAUCGUAUGUUGAAGCAGUUUGUUGUUGCAGAACCUGAGAUCCAGGACCAGGAGAUAGAUGAACAAACUGAAUUGCUGAUUCUUGCAAGUGAUGGACUUUGGGAUGUAGUACCAAAUGAUGAUGCCAUCGCUCUUGCUUGCACAGAAGAGGAGCCUGAGGCAGCUGCUCGUAAGUUAACAGAAGCAGCAUUUUCUCGUGGCAGUGCAGAUAACAUUACAUGCAUUGUGGUGCGCUUCCAUCAUGACAGAACAGAACCCAUUGGUACUGACAAAGUAGAUGCCAUUGUUCCUGACAAAGUAGAUACCGCUGUUCCUGACAAAACAGAAGUGGCAUCAGCUAGUGUCAAGCAAGAGAGGAACAAAGCAGAUGCCACCGUUCCUGACAGAACAGAAGCAGCAUCAGCUAGUGUCAAGCAAGGGGAGUCUACUUGAAAAGCGCAAAUGCAUUGUUUAGAUCUUUUGGGGGUAAAGUCGAAUGAACACCGAGGUGAGGAUAUGCAUGGUGGCUCACUGUGCAUGACAACAAGCGAUUUGUUUAUUCAUUAGUAUUUGUAAUCUUAGUCUCUCGUGUAUUCUGAUUUUGGUUUUAUGAUCUUUAAAACUGGUUGCAGCAUUUGUCCAUAUCUAUUUAAGUUUAUUGUUUGUAGAGGCAUCAAUUUGGUAUUUUGUUUUGAUCUAAUAAAUGCAGUGUGCAUUUUUUCUCUUUUAA